Drosophila santomea is the source of this 1255-nucleotide messenger RNA. RefSeq lists its product as uncharacterized. Lineage: Eukaryota; Metazoa; Arthropoda; Insecta; Diptera; Drosophilidae. The coding region runs from base 34 to 342 and encodes 102 amino acids. The transcript has a single exon. The record is from RefSeq and is a predicted model, not a curated record.
GUAUCAUCAAGGAAGCAAGCAUACUUAUUUCAAAUGUCUGCCUUUAAAGUUGCUUACGCGUGUCGUUACUGCGGCAAUAUCGUCAGUUACAAGACGGCCAAAGUGAAUGAGACGCCCUACGACCUGCUCCUGAGCAGGACCUUCAACCUGAUCCAUGAGGAUAAGAUCCGGGAGACGAAUGGGGAGCGAUUUCAGAACCUGCACUGCUCCAAGUGCCGCAUGGAACUGGGUCUGCUAUGCUUGCAGAGCGAAAGGAAUGCCCAACUGAAGGGACUUUCGCUGCUGGAGAAGGUUCAUCUGGUGGUGUACGACUCGUACGAGGUGCCAUUCGAAAUAGCUUGAGUUUGUUGACGGAUGAAGCGUGUGGAAAUAAAGCUAGCUCCAAGCAAUAACAAUUAAGAACUUAAGGGACAUGUCGGUUGCCAUGUCUGCAGUUGACGCGUUGGUCCUUUGAGCGCCAUUGAUGCGCACAUAUGUAUGCAAUAUAUACUUGGUAUUUGAUGAUUUUGACUUUGCACGAGCUUGUCACUUGGGAAUGUUUUGGCAAGCGUAAAAAUGAUGAUGAAUUUCCUUCUUGUCCCAAAUCGUGCCAGACGACGACGACAUGGGGCGGCCUUGACAGUUUCAAACAAAAGUCUGUGCCAGGCACGCUGAAAAAAUCCAAAAUAAUUUACACUCGACGCUGUGACAGUUGGAAAGGCACAUCCUUUCCCCCUCCACCGGAAAUUAAAGCGCUCCUCCAAACACACACACACUCGCCUACCUCCUCUGAGUGGCUCAAUGGCAAAAGACGAAGGCAAAGGCAUUUUAAUGAUUUUAAUUAACUGCAUGUUUGCCUGUAAUUACAACGGCAACAAUGCAAUUACGGCACAUGUACAGCACUGGGUGGUCAUAAACAACACGGCUCCGGGUCAGAGGGCAAGGCCAGCUGGCCGCCUGUCAUAGGCAACUCCUCGGGCUCCUGCUCCUCCGGCUGGUGAGGGUGACACACCUCGGAUGACAGAAUAAUUACAUGCAGAGCCACCAGGCCCCUAGUUCAUUUGCUUUUAGUGCCCCAGCUGGAAGCAGUUCCUGGAGAGCGUCGCUCCUCAGAGCAGUGCAUCAUACCGUGCGGGACAUGGGUGCGUACCAGAGGGGAUCCUUGCCAUGGAAAUCUGGAAAACUUUCCACAUCUGUAACUUACUUAGGCACGCGGUGCCACUAAAUCAUAUCAAAUAAACAAACAAAAAAUAUUCAAACAAAUGCAGUUCAAAGU